UUUCUUUCGAGAAUGGGGCUGGAAGAUUCCGAAAGCCUAUCAAAUUUAUAUGUGGAAGAUCGCAGACUUUUGUUGUGCAGCAUGCCGGCCGAUUAUUCGUUUCAACAUUUGAAAAUUUUAAAAGUAAAAUGGUGAGAAAGUGCGCGUAUAAGGCGGUUGUUGAUUUUCACAUCAACGAAAAUACCACCUUAGAGUCUGGAAAACCUGCAGAUUACUCUUUUAAAAAAUUAUCGGAACCACAAGCCAUGGGCGUAGAAGCCGCAAGGUCGCUGAGAACAGGCAGCGUUCCAGAAAGGGGUACGGCCAAGAAGAAGCUCCUCACCAGGUCAAUAUGGCUGAAUAACAACAAACUCAAGAGCAUAAAAAACCUGGAGGUUAUCGUGGAGUCGAUACUGGAGGUACCUUCGCAACUCAGCUGGAUAGAUUUUUCAUUCAACUACAUCAAAGACAUAGACGACUGCAUCCUAAAGUACCCCAAUCUGAAGAUAAUCUAUUUCCACGGAAAUUGCAUCUCUAGACUGGCCGAGGUCAUGAAGCUGAGAAAACUCAAGCACUUGAGAACGGUGACGUUUCACGGAAAUCCGAUUUCGAACAUACCCCUAUACAGGGUGUCCAUCAUGCAUAUGCUACCACAGGUAUUGAACUUGGACUUCUUUCCUAUCAUCAAGAACGAAAAAUUGACGCCACCCCCCACUGAAACCCUCAAAAUUAUACGGGAAUACGAAGCGAAAGAGAAAGGAUCGUCCAAAUGAAAUAUUUCAACAUUUUUUUGUUGUUUCUCGAACUUUGCAAUAUAGAACAUCCACUUCAACAACUCUCUUUGUACCAUGA
Coccinella septempunctata (seven-spotted ladybird) is the source of this 831-nucleotide messenger RNA. RefSeq names its product leucine-rich repeat-containing protein 51-like. NCBI's taxonomy places the organism in Eukaryota, Metazoa, Arthropoda, Insecta, Coleoptera, Coccinellidae. The transcript has 4 exons. The coding region runs from base 129 to 752 and encodes 207 amino acids. The record is from RefSeq and is a predicted model, not a curated record.